CUCUCUCUCUCUCUCUAUCACUCGAAGACGAAAUCCAUCUCCUUCUCCUUCUCGCGGCGCGGGGGAGAUUCCGAGGACUUUGCGGCAAUGGCGUCUAGGGUUGCGAAUUGGCUGAUCUUCUCUCUCCUCCUCGCGGCGGCGGCGGCGGUCUCCGCCGAGGAGGAAGCCGGGCCCGCGGAGGAGUUCGUGCUGACCCUGGAUCACUCCAAUUUCUCCGACACCGUCGGCAAGCACGACUUGAUCGUCGUCGAGUUCUACGCCCCCUGGUGUGGUCAUUGUAAGAAGCUUGCACCUGAGUAUGAGAAAGCUGCGGCCGCAUUGAGCAGUCAUGACCCUCCCAUAGCUCUAGCCAAAGUUGAUGCUAAUGAAGAAGCAAACAAGGAGCUUGCUAGCGAAUUUGACAUCAAGGGUUUUCCCACAAUUAAAAUCUUGAGAAAAGGGGGGAAGAUUAUUCAAGAGUACAAAGGUCCCCGCGAAGCGGACGGCAUUGUUUCAUACUUGAAGAAACAAAGCGGUCCUGCUUCUGUCGAAAUUAAAUCUGUUGAAGAUGCCAGCACUCUGAUAGGAGAUAAAAAGAUAGUGAUUGUUGGGAUAUUCCCAAAGUUUUCUGGUGAAGAGUAUGAGAAUUUCACUGCUUUAGCUGACACCUUGCGCUCUGACUAUGAGUUUGGUCACACUUUGGAUGCCAAACUGCUUCCACGGGGAGAGUCAUCAGUUGCUGGACCUGUUGUUAGGCUCUUUAAGCCAUUUGAUGAACUCUUCGUUGAUUUACAGGAAUUCCAUGUGGAUGCUCUGGAGAAGUUUGUUGAAGAAUCCAGUGUGCCUCUCGUCACUCUCUUUAAUAAUGACCCAAGCAACCACCCUUUUGUGAUCAAGUUUUUUAACAGUGAUAAUGCUAAGGCAAUGUUGUUUUUGAAUGUUAGCACUGAAGAAGCUGAAUCUUUCACGUCAAAUUACCGCGCUGUUGCUGAGCAAUAUAAAGGACAGGGCAUCAUCUUUUUGAUAGGUGAUCUUGAAGCUAGUCAAGGUGCUUUCCAGUAUUUUGGACUCAAGGAGGAACAAGUGCCACUUAUUGUAGUACAGACAAAUGAUGGGCAAAAGUACUUGAAACCAAAUCUGCAACCUGAUGAUAUUGCCCCUUGGGUGAAGGACUACAAGGAAGGCAAGGUUCCACAGUACAAGAAGUCUGAACCCAUACCCCAAGAUAACAGCGAGCCUGUGAAAGUAGUUGUAGCUGAGAGCCUGCAGGAGAUGGUGCUGAACUCUGACAAAAAUGUUCUUCUGGAGUUUUAUGCUCCUUGGUGUGGACAUUGCAAAAAAUUGGCACCUAUCUUGGAUGAAGUUGCACUUUCUUUCGAAAGUGAUGCCAGUGUCGUUAUUGCUAAGUUUGACGCUACCGCAAAUGAUGUCCCAAGUGACACCUUCGAUGUCAAGGGGUACCCCACUCUUUACUUUAGGUCAUCAAGCGGGAAGGUGGUGCAGUAUGAUGGCGAUAGGACAAAGGAAGGUAUAAUAGAUUUCAUUGAGAAGAACCGUGAUAAAGCAGAGGGUGAUAAAGCAGAGGAGAAAGUCGCAGGCGAAGAAGAGAAAGUCGUAGGCAAGGAUGAGCUCUAGAUGAAGGAAGUUUUGCUUACUGGUGUACACAGCUGCAUACAGGUUUCAUGCUGUAAUACAUUAGGAAUCGUCGUGUCUGACCCCCUUUGCCCUCCCUCUCCUUCCUAUGAACUUUUUGCCAAUUUCGAAAUAAAAAGGGAAUUGGGUUUUUGGGGUUGUAGAGUGAUUUAGCUCUUUACAUUAGGUCUAGUUUUAUUUAAUCUAUGAUGUAUCUCUGCGGCCACUGUUCGAGAUAUCCAUCAUCUUUAAAAUUUUCGAAGUCAGUUCGCGGUUCCAAUUUCCUUCUGGUGCCUCGUUGAUUUC
Messenger RNA from Eucalyptus grandis, 1917 nucleotides. RefSeq names its product protein disulfide-isomerase. Gene Ontology annotation, biological process: response to endoplasmic reticulum stress; protein folding. The transcript has 11 exons. Lineage: Eukaryota; Viridiplantae; Streptophyta; Magnoliopsida; Myrtales; Myrtaceae. The record is from RefSeq and is a predicted model, not a curated record. Gene Ontology annotation, molecular function: protein disulfide isomerase activity. The coding region runs from base 88 to 1614 and encodes 508 amino acids. Gene Ontology annotation, cellular component: endoplasmic reticulum.